AUGAUCAAUGAAAGUUGCAUUAAUGGUUUUAUACUCCUUGGAUUUACAGGACAGCCUCAAUUAGAGAUGAUCAUCUCUGGGGUUGUUUUUUUCUGCUACACUGUUGCCUUGACGGGCAAUAUGGCCAUCAUCUUGCUGUCUUUCCUCGAUGAACAUCUCCAAACUCCCAUGUACUUCUUUCUUAGAAAUUUAGCCAUCUUAGAUCUCUGUUACACCACAAAUAUAGUUCCACAAAUGUUGGUCAACAUCUGGGGUCAAGACAAGAGAAUAACCUUUGGUGGCUGUGCCUUUCAACUUUUCAAUGAUGUUACACUAUGUAUAGUUGAAUGUAUUCUUUUAGCAGUCAUGUCUUAUGACAGGUUCAUUGCUGUCUGUAAGCCUCUGCACUACAUGACUGUAAUGAGUGCACAGCUCUGCCAGGCCCUGGUAGUCAUGGCCUGGGUAAUUAGUGUUAUUAAUUGCUUGAUCCUUUCUCCCUAUGCCAUGAGUCUUCCUCGGUGUGGAAACCAUCACCUUGACCACUUUUUUUGUGAAAUAUCUGCCAUGGUUAAGAUUGCAUGUGUGGACACUACAGCCAUGGAAGUAACUAUAUUUGUUGUGUGCCUAACUAUGGGCCUUGUUCCUCUUCUCCUCAUUCUGGUCUCAUAUGGUUUCAUUACUGUAGCGGUACUCAAGAUCAAAUCUGUAACAGGGAGACAAAAAGCAUUUGGGACUUGUUCCUCCCAUCUCAUUGUGGUAUCCAUCUUCUAUGGGACACUUAUCUACAUGUACAUCCAACCAGGGAAUAGUCCAAAUCAAAAUGAGGGUAAAUUUCUCAGUAUAUUUUAUUCUAUUAUUACUCCCAGUUUAAACCCAUUAAUAUACACACUAAGAAAUAAAAAGUUCAAAGGUGCCAUGAAAAGGCUAACAAGAAAAGAAAAACAUUCUAUGAACACAACAAGACAUUGA
Molecule: messenger RNA, 948 nt
Organism: Elephantulus edwardii (Cape elephant shrew)
Lineage: Eukaryota; Metazoa; Chordata; Mammalia; Macroscelidea; Macroscelididae
Product: olfactory receptor 2W1-like
Exons: 1
Coding region: 1-948 (315 amino acids)
Biological process (GO): G protein-coupled receptor signaling pathway
Cellular component (GO): membrane
Molecular function (GO): G protein-coupled receptor activity; olfactory receptor activity
Source: RefSeq, a predicted model, not a curated record